UGAAGUUCUUCAUUCUUAACAUUAAAAAAGGGGUCCAAUGAACUCAUAAAUAUGAGUUCAAGAAGUUUGACAAAGACUCCAACGACAGAUUCGUUAGGAUCACCGCUAGAUGUUGAUCCUUAUUGCAUUCCGGAUUACAUGAUAGGGGAAGAAAUCGGACAUGGUUCUUUCGGUCAGUUAAGAUAUUGCACCAAUCUCAAUACCAAAGAAAUACUUGCUGUUAAACUUGAACCUUAUAACGCAGAAAUACCGCAACUGUAUCGCGAAUACAAACUCUAUCUCUCGUUUCAUGAUAACCCUUCACUCGGCAAAAUUGUAGGGUUUCCUGUGUCAUAUUACUACGGGGAGUUAGAGGAAAAAUAUCGAGCUCUAGUAAUGGAUCUCUUAGGACCAAACUUGCACAAUCUAUUCCUGCUGUGCAACAAAGAAUUCUCAUUAAAAACUGUUUUACUCAUUGCACUUCAACUGCUGAGACGAUUGCAAUUUCUACAUUCCAAAAAAUUUCUGUAUCGCGACGUUAAACCUCAAAAUUUUUUGAUAGGUAGGCGAAAUAAUCGUACCGAAGAUAUUAUUUUCAUAGUUGAUUUUGGAUUAUCCAAGGAAUACAUCGACGAUAAAGGAAUUCAUAUACCUUAUCGGGAAAAGAAAUCUUUGACGGGAACGGCCAGGUAUAUGUCGAUUAGAACCCACGAGGGAGCUGAACAAAGUAGGAGAGACGAUUUGGAAGGUUUAGGUUAUUUGCUCAUAUACUUUUUAAAGGGAGCACUGCCAUGGCAGAACAUCAAAGCCAAAAAGGAUGUAUCCUCUAAAGAGAAAUACAAAAAAAUUGCUGAUUGCAAGAAGAAGACUAGUAUCGACAAACUAUGCGACGGAACUCCCAAAGAAUUCGCUACUUACAUGCGAUACGUGAGAAAACUAGAUUUCGAAGAAAAACCAAAUUACGAUUUUUUGUUAGAUUUAUUUAAAGGCGUCUUAAAAAAAAAUUCAUGGAGCGAAGACGGCUGCUUUGAUUGGAUAACCAAGAGAGAACCUUCCCCCGUACCUUCUAUGAUUUUUACUUAUGCCAACCUGCCGCCCGAUGUCGAAAAUUAUGUGCCCUUACCGAAUUACUCUAACGAUGAUCAAAACGUGUAUUAUGCUGCUAAUAAAUAUGCGAACCCUUACAUUAACCCAUACAGUGGAUAUCCAAUUUGCCAAUAUUACCAAUACUAUCCCGAAUUAUUGAGUUCAACAAAUUCCGUACACGCUGAAGAUCUGACUAAACAAGUUGACAAAUCUAAUAAGCCCUCCGAUUCCAGAUUGGUUGUUCAAGCAAGUAGAAGCGCAACAUUAAAAGACGAUCAGCAUUUUUUGGACAGAUUAAAAAAAUUGUUGUGUAUUAGACAAAGAAAUGCCACCCUUCCAUGCAAGUCUGGUGGUAUUGGUAUCCGAUCCCCCUUACAACUUUCCCUCUCAGCCUUUAUCUCAUCUCGUCUUGCUGGUCAAUCUAUUAUCGACAAUGGAUCUACUCCUUCAGAUACUGACCUCUCGCUGGCCCUCACCUUUUGGAACAACAACUGCUCUCCCACCCUUAGCCGUCCCGCUUCCAGUACCCAAAAAGACUGGGAUGCUCCUCUGAUCGCCCGUUCCGUUGAAUAUCUUAUUUCGAACAGGCCCUUUGAGGAAAAUCCCAAUAAUUUGGUACUAAAUGCAAACUCUGGCUACGAAUGGUUGGAAGCCAUCCCCAGCGCCAAUCUUGGCCUCCUCAUGACUUGCGAACAGCUACGUAUAUCUAUAGCCCUCCGCCUAGGCUGUAAUGUCGUAGUUCCCUCUAUCUGCAUCGACUGUGGUCAGCUCAUUGAAUCGAAGGCUUACCAUCCCUUGCACUGCAAGUUCUCCCGUGGACGACAACCUCGUCAUAAAUCUAUCAAUAACAUUUUACUAGCCGCCCUCAAAAAAGUUAAUAUCCCAUCUACCCUCGAACCAGUAGGUCUUUCAAACGAAUACGCCAUACGCCCGGAUGCUAUUUCUCUCAUACCCUGGUCUAAUGGUCUUCCGCUAACAUGGGAUUACACCUGCGUUGAUUUUGCAGCCAAGUCUAACCUCCCAUUUUCUGCUAUCGAAAAGGCAGAAAUCCUUAAAAAAAAUAAAUACGCUGGCCUCGCCAACACUAUGUUCAUUCCUAUCGUUACCAAUAUCCUAGGCAUGUUUGGAAACGAGGCCCUCAAUUUCAUUAAAAUCAUAGGAAAAAAAUGA
Messenger RNA from Gordionus sp. m RMFG-2023, 2235 nucleotides. RefSeq lists its product as uncharacterized. Gene Ontology annotation, biological process: peptidyl-serine phosphorylation; endocytosis; signal transduction. Gene Ontology annotation, molecular function: protein serine/threonine kinase activity; ATP binding. Lineage: Eukaryota; Metazoa; Nematomorpha; Gordioida; Chordodea; Parachordodidae. The transcript is spliced from 6 exons. The record is from RefSeq and is a predicted model, not a curated record. The coding region runs from base 52 to 2235 and encodes 727 amino acids. Gene Ontology annotation, cellular component: plasma membrane; nucleus; cytoplasm.